AAAUCCGCCCCCAUUUCCAUUUUUCCAUUUUCUUUUUUUGUUUCACUCCCUAUAUAAACAACCUUUCGUCCUUACACUUAACUCAUACACUUCUCUUUCAGCCUUUUGCAUUCUCCGAUCUCCUUUACUUUUUGAUCUGUUUUUUUCUCCGUCGCCAGUCUGAAUCAUGGGAAAAGUUAAGAUUGGAAUCAAUGGAUUUGGAAGAAUCGGUCGUCUUGUUGCUAGAGUUGCCUUGCAGAGUGACGAUAUCGAACUCGUUGCUGUUAAUGAUCCGUUCAUUACCACUGAUUACAUGACCUACAUGUUCAAGUAUGAUAGUGUACACGGCCAGUGGAAGCACCAUGAUAUCAAGGUUAAAGACAGCAAUACUCUUCUCUUUGGGGAGAAAGCGGUCACCGUUUUCGGUACUAGGAACCCGGAGGAGAUCCCAUGGGGGAAGGUUGAAGCUGAAUAUGUUGUUGAAUCCACUGGAGUUUUCACUGACAAGGACAAGGCUGCUGCUCAUUUGAAGGGUGGUGCAAAGAAGGUUAUCAUCUCUGCACCAAGCAAGGACGCCCCAAUGUUUGUUGUUGGUGUUAAUGAGAAGGAGUACAAGCCAGAGCUCGACAUUGUGUCCAAUGCCAGCUGUACUACCAACUGUCUUGCUCCAUUGGCGAAGGUGAUCAAUGAUAGAUUCGGUAUUGUUGAGGGUCUCAUGACGACUGUCCAUUCCAUCACUGCAACCCAGAAGACUGUUGAUGGACCAUCAAUGAAGGACUGGAGAGGUGGAAGAGCCGCUUCCUUCAACAUUAUUCCCAGCAGCACUGGUGCAGCUAAGGCCGUUGGUAAAGUGCUGCCCGCUCUAAAUGGAAAGUUGACAGGAAUGGCUUUCCGUGUUCCCACUGUUGAUGUCUCAGUUGUCGACCUUACUGUUAGGCUUGAGAAGAAGGCCACUUACGAUGAGAUCAAGGCUGCCAUCAAGGAAGAAUCCGAGGGCAAGCUGAAGGGAAUUCUUGGGUACACAGAAGAUGAUGUUGUUUCAACAGACUUUGUUGGUGACAGCAGGUCAAGCAUUUUUGAUGCCAAGGCUGGCAUUGCUUUGAACGACAACUUUGUGAAACUCGUCACUUGGUAUGAUAACGAAUGGGGAUACAGUUCACGUGUUGUUGACCUGAUCCGUCACAUUAGCUCUCAGAAGUAAGGAGUUUCUCUAAAGAUGCUGCGUUGGAGCGUUUGGAUUUUUGGAUUUUCUCAGUUGUUAGGCCCUGUCAUUCAGAACAGGGGAGGAAUUUUAAUUUUAGCGUUCGAGUUUGAAUAACUGAGGGAAUUGGAACUUUGUGUUUUGUACCCUCCCAUCUUAUUUCGGGGAAGAAUUUGAAACCCUCUUCUUUUUUCCUUUGAAAUGAUAAGUUGGUACUUUUUUUCUUACC
Molecule: messenger RNA, 1409 nt
Organism: Cucurbita moschata (crookneck pumpkin)
Lineage: Eukaryota; Viridiplantae; Streptophyta; Magnoliopsida; Cucurbitales; Cucurbitaceae
Product: glyceraldehyde-3-phosphate dehydrogenase 2, cytosolic-like
Exons: 11
Coding region: 167-1180 (337 amino acids)
Biological process (GO): glucose metabolic process
Molecular function (GO): NADP binding; oxidoreductase activity, acting on the aldehyde or oxo group of donors, NAD or NADP as acceptor; NAD binding
Source: RefSeq, a predicted model, not a curated record